Molecule: messenger RNA, 3537 nt
Organism: Fusarium falciforme
Lineage: Eukaryota; Fungi; Ascomycota; Sordariomycetes; Hypocreales; Nectriaceae
Exons: 6
Coding region: 1-3537 (1178 amino acids)
Biological process (GO): regulation of GTPase activity; signal transduction
Cellular component (GO): cytoplasm
Source: RefSeq, a predicted model, not a curated record
AUGGCCGGCAUCGUUGAAGAUUACCUCGACGGUCCCAUGGACAAUGAUACCGACGAUGUAUUUCCCUGCAAAGGCUGCGGAGAAAUCCUCGAGGAAGGCAAAGCGUUUGAAUUAGCUGGCAACCGAUGGCACCUGGACUGCUUCCGGUGCAACACCUGUGGUACCCUCCUAGACUCCGAUGCGAACCUCCUCCUUCUCGGCGAUGGGUCUCUCAUCUGCAAUAACUGCACAUACAGCUGCAGCGCCUGCGGGAACAAGAUCGAAGACCUAGCUAUCCUUACUGGGGAACAAGCAUUUUGCGCAACUUGCUUCCGCUGCCGCAACUGCAAACGCAAGAUUGAGAACCUUCGAUAUGCCCGAACCUCACAAGGCAUUUUCUGCAUGGGCUGCCAUGAGACGUUGAUGGCCAGGCGUAGGAAGAAAUCAAAGGCGGCCGCCGCUGCAAAAGCAAGAGAAAAAGAGCACUCGCCGAUGAUCACCGAGAAGUCGUUGCCCGCUCUGCCAGCCAACGCCAUCCCCCCUAAUGCGUUUUCCAACGACCGUGUCGACCCCGACUCAGACACUGCCACCGAACUAUCACCUCGGCCUCGGACAGGCCACGGUCGGAACGAGUCGUCGUCUCGAAGCAGCUCCCGACCAGCCCGCUCUCCGGAGCGCAAGGGCGGUGAUGGCUUGAGCCUACCUGCCACCACCUACCGAAACAAUCGCAAUUCGACCAUGAUGUCACGGACCGACACUGGUGCAGGUGACCCUGACAGCUUCCUUAUUUCAGUAGCCCUCGAUCCUAGUCCCCAUCCGACUCCGCGGUCGACGUCCGAGAAUCUUUCUGAUGUGGGCAAGACCAAGGAAAAGGACUAUUUCAGUGCGCCCAAGACGGCUACAUCUGAGAAGCGAAGUGACUCGCACAACACGACCCCUCACAUUGCCUUCCAAGAGAAGGGCCGCCAGCCUUCUUCGUCAGAGUAUGAAACCCCUCCCAAGUUGCCAGCCCGGAAGCUCUCCAAGUCUUCGAGAACCGACUCGAGUAGACGCUCGCCGGCAAUUGAGGACAGGCCUCAGAAGGCAGCCAGCCGCCGUCCGCCCACCAACGAGGACUUCAAGCUCCAAGAGGCUCCCAAGAGCAAGAAGUUAGUAUCAAGGAGCAGCUCACAGUCUUCGAGCGUCCCCGCGGAGACCACUAGCUCUGCCAGGACAAGCAAUGGAACGCGGAAGGAGAGCGGCUAUGGCGGUGUGGCUCAUUCCGAAAGCACGGUUACAACACCCGCCUCGCGGUCAUCACAAGAAUCGAGACGGCUGGAUGAGGAUGAGCUUCGUGCUUCGAUGGACUCAUCAUCCAGAACAUCUUCUCGACCAGAGAACGCCAAGUCUAUUGCACGAAAAGAGGUCCCUGCUACUGGCGCCAGAAACGUCAACGGAAAUACCAGGCAGCCCACUCGGCAAGAAACAGAAGAUGCUACGCCCACUCGACAGAACCCCCCUCGAACCUCAUCGGUUGAGCAGAAGAAGACGGAUACCUACAUGCAGCCACGGUCAGCUCCCGCUCCUCCCACUCAAAUCCACACCCAGGUGCACCCAGGUGGCAAGGAGGCGGCUGGUACCAAGGACGAUGGCACAUCCCCCAAGCACUCGCCCAAGCUGCCUAGAUGGAGCAGCGGGGGUGACUUUAGUAUGGACGAGGACAUGGCCCGUAUCCUUGGCACUGACGAAGGCUCGACGUCUAUCCUUCGUCGUGUGUCCAACGCUGUGAGACAUGGCCGCACUAACAGUGUGGAAUCACCCAUUGGAAACCCUUCAAGGACUGGCCACACACGAAGCAUCAGCGAGACGACUCGCGCAACUGGCUCUCCUCGCUGGCCCAGGACACCAGUUGCCGAGGAUUACGGUCACGCCCACGAAAUUAGCAGCCCAAUGUCGCUGGCAUCUGGCGACGAUCCUGCGUUCCUCAAGCGACAGCUCCGAAAUUCGGAGCAGCGAGUAGCAGAGCUCGAGAGGCAGUUCAUGACGGAGAAGGACCUCAAGAGCCUCAACAAGAAGCUGGUGGAGAAGCGAAAGACGGUGUCUGUUCUCGAUACCCAAACCGAGAUUAUGAUUCGACAGCUGGAGGUCCUGGCCGGAUACGUUGAGCGAGCCAAGGAAACCAAGACGCCUGUAGACCCGCGGGAUCUCGAGGACUCGGCGAUCAAGGAAUUUGUGCAGAAGCUUGACAAGGUCAAGAUGAGCAUGUCUGCGGCGAUUGAGCAGCUCCACGAGGAACGAGACCAACUCCUCGAGGAGAAGAACCAGGCGAUUGCUGAUCGAGACCGUGCUCUCCUCGAGUUUGAGCAGCUGUCGUCCAAGAACGCACAGCUCGCAGACAUGAACAACGACUUGACACACCAGAUUCAGGAACGUUUCAAGUCGCAGAUUGGAGGGGAUAUCAAGUCCCCUGGCGGCCUCGGAAUCUAUGGCCCGGGCAAGGGACCUAACAGCUCCUCCCUCAACCUGGAUUCCGCCAGCCUGUCAACAGGCGCCACUCUUGUCCCCGCCGACGAGGAGCCCAUUGUGGAAGCCGGCCCGACGGUGGUGCAGGUCCGGAAGGGCCAGGCCAAGAAGUUCAACUGGAAGAAGGGAUCCAAGGGAUUGGCCCAGAACGUGGCCAAGGGCGUUAACAGGGCUGUUGUCGCAUUCCAGAACGAUCGUGAAAGGAUGCAGCACCAGGGCGGUGCUCCUCUGAGUGGAGAGAACAUCGGCAUGCCCUAUAACAUGACUGUUGCUCAGGUUGAGGCGCCAGCUGGACCUGUCUCUAACGGUGCGAACGUGCAUGGCGGACACGCCGGACACGCGGGCCAGAACAAGCAGCAAGCCGACCGAGACCGACAAGGCUUUGGAUUCUUUGGCAAGAAGAACACGCUUCCCAAGUCUGGAUCGGCGGGCAACAUGAGCAACAUAGAGCCAGCUGAGCCACCGACGGUUCUGUUUGGAUCUGACCUUGCGGAGCGAUCCGACCACGAGCGCCGACAGAUUCCCAGCGUAGUGACGAGAUGUAUUGAAGAGGUGGAACUGAGGGGAAUGGAUCAGGAGGGUAUCUACCGAAAGACUGGUGGCAACUCACAGGUCAACAUGAUCAAGGAUGGAUUCAGCAAGGACGAGAACUUCGACAUUUCGGAUCCUGACCUCGAUAUCACGGCGGUGACGAGUGUGCUGAAGCAGUAUUUCCGGAAGCUUCCCAUGCCGCUACUGACCUUUGACAUUUAUGAGCGUGUUCUUGAGUCGAAUGCGAUUGCGGACGAGACGGAGCGAUGCGAUCACUUGCGUAAGACGUUUGCUUCGAUGCCCCAACGGCAUCGUGAUUGCCUCGAGUUCCUCAUGUUCCAUCUGGCACGCGUGGCAAAGCGUGAGCCCGAGAACUUGAUGUCUCCCAAGAACCUGGCUGUCGUGUUUGCGCCAACGAUUAUGCGCGAUACAAGCAUUGAGCGUGAGAUGACAGACAUGCACGCAAAGAACAUUGCUAUUCAGUUCGUCAUCGAGAACAGCCACACUAUCUUCGAGGACGCCUAG